This is a messenger RNA of Macaca mulatta (Rhesus monkey), 3343 nucleotides long. RefSeq names its product scavenger receptor class F member 1 (gene SCARF1). The record is from RefSeq and is a predicted model, not a curated record. Gene Ontology annotation, cellular component: membrane. Gene Ontology annotation, biological process: dendrite development; heterophilic cell-cell adhesion; positive regulation of neuron projection development. Gene Ontology annotation, molecular function: low-density lipoprotein particle binding; scavenger receptor activity. NCBI's taxonomy places the organism in Eukaryota, Metazoa, Chordata, Mammalia, Primates, Cercopithecidae.
AUAAAGAACUGCCCGUAAUAUGCAGAAACUGUUCCUCGCCUGUCUGUCCAUGUCUGUCCCGCCUCCCAACCCUGCCAGGAGCAGAGGCAGGCUGAGGGGUCCUCGUGGGUCUCCUUGCUCAGUCACUUAGAGCGGGGUUGGCUUCUUGAAGCUCGGGCCUUGCUUUGGGAGUGUGGCUUGAUGGAAAGCCCUGACUCCCACCCUCACUCCACCCGCUUCCCUGGCCCCGGCACCCAGAGACCUGCAACUUCAUCCUUCUGGCCCUUCCAGGCCGAGGCCACUCAGCCCUGCCAUUGCCUUCUUUUUCCUUUCUUUUUUUGAGUGUCAGUCUUUCCAGCCACCCCCUCCCUCUCAGGGAGGUGCCUCAUGGCAGCCCGCCCCUCCGGCCUGGUUUCCUCAGGAAAAGCCCUGAGAGGAAGCAAGGAGGGGGUUGGGAGCUGUGGGGGCCAGAUGAACCCGAGCCCUCCCACCGCGCCGGCUGCCAUGGGGCUGGGACUGCUGCUCCCGCUGCUGCUGCUCUGGACUCGGGGGACUCAGGGGUCUGAGCUGGACCCCAAUGGGCAGCACGUCUGUGUGGCCAGCAGCCCCUCUGCUGAGCUGCAGUGCUGCGCAGGCUGGAGGCAGAAGGAUCAAGAAUGCACCAUCCCCAUCUGUGAGGGGCCGGAUGCCUGCCAGAAAGAUGAGGUGUGUGUGAAGCCAGGCCUCUGUCGAUGCAAACCUGGAUUCUUUGGGGCCUACUGCAGCUCCCGCUGCCCGGGCCAGUACUGGGGCCCCGACUGCCGUGAGAACUGCCCCUGCCACCCUCACGGCCAGUGUGAGCCAGCCACGGGCGCGUGCCAGUGCCAGGCCCACCGCUGGGGCGCCCACUGCGAGUUCUCGUGCACCUGCGGCCCCCACGGGCGCUGCGACCCCGCGACCGGCGUGUGCCGCUGCGAGCCGGGCUGGUGGUCGCCCACGUGCCACCGCCCGUGCCAGUGCAAGCCCGAGGCGGCGCGCUGCGAGCAGGCCACGGGCGCCUGCGUGUGCAAGCCGGGCUGGUGGGGGCGCCGCUGCAGUUUCCGCUGCAGCUGCCACGGCUCCCCGUGCGACCAGGACUCGGGCCGCUGCGCCUGCCGGCCGGGCUGGUGGGGUCCCGAGUGCCGGCAGCAGUGCGAGUGUGUGCGGGGCCGCUGCAGUGCCGCCUCCGGCCAGUGCACCUGCCCGCCCGGCUUCCGCGGAGCGCGCUGCGAGCUGCCUUGCCCAGCUGGUAGCCACGGGGUGCAGUGCGCACACAGCUGUGGCCACUGCAAGCACAAUGAGCCGUGCUCUCCAGACACAGGGAGCUGUGAGUCCUGCGAGCCGGGCUGGAACGGAACCCAGUGCCAACAGCCCUGCCUGCCUGGCACCUUUGGCGAGAGCUGCGGACAGCAGUGCUCUCACUGCCGACGUGGGGAGGUCUGUCAGCCAGAUACUGGCCACUGUCAGCGCUGUGACCCUGGCUGGCUGGGGCCCAGGUGUGAAGACCCCUGCCCCACUGGCACCUUUGGGGAAGACUGCGGCUCCACCUGCCCCACCUGUGUUCAGGGGGCCUGUGACGCUGUGACAGGGGAAUGUGUCUGCAGUGCCGGCUACUGGGGGCCCAGCUGCAACACCUCCUGCCCGGCCGGCUUCCAUGGAAACAACUGCUCAGUUCCCUGUGAAUGCCCAGAGGGACCCUGCCACCCUGUCUCCGGGUCCUGCCAGCCGGGCUCUCGCAGUCGGGACGCCACCCUUAUCGCAAGCAGCCUUGUGCCUCUGCUGCUGCUGUUCCUGGGCCUCGCCUGCUGUGCCUGCUGCUGCUGGGCCACCCGGUCAGACCUCAAGGACAGGCCAGCAAGAGAUAGAGCUACCGUGUCCAGGAUGAAGAUGCAGGUCUGGGGAACACUGACCAGCUUAGGCUCCACACUGCCCUGCGGUUCCCUCAGCUCCCACAAGCUACCCUGGGUGACAGUUUCACAUCACGACCCGGAGGUCCCCUUCAACCACAGCUUCAUCGAGCCACCCUCUGCCGGCUGGGCCUCUGAUGACUCCUUCUCAUCCGAUCCUGAGUCUGCAGAGGCAGAUGAGGUUCCCGCCUACUGUGUGCCACCCCACGAAGGGAUGGUCCCUGUGGCCCAGGCAGAGUCGUCAGAGGCCAGCCUGGCUGGAGGUGCUUUCCCGCCCCCUGAGGACGCCUCCACGCCAUUCGCCAUCCCGCGCACCUCCAGUCUAGCUCGGGCCAAGCGGCCAUCGGUCUCCUUUGCUGAAGGUACCAAGUUUGCACCACAGAGUCGCCGAGGCUCAGGGGAGCUCUCCAGCCCGCUCCGAAAGCCCAAGAGGCUCUCCCGGGGGGCACAAUCAGGUCCUGAGGGCCGGGAAGCCGAAGAGUCCACAGGCCUGGAGGAAGCAGAAACAGAUGAGGCCCUUCCUGCGGCUGCCAGUCCAGGAGAUUCAGCCACUGGCCACCGACGGCCCCCACUUGGUGGCCGGACAGUGGCUGAGCACGUGGAAGCCAUUGAGGGCAGUGUCCAGGAGAGCUCAGGCCCUGUGACCACGGUCUACAUGCUGGUGGGGACGCCCCGGGGAUCUGAAGGCCCUGUCCGCUCUGUCUUCCGCCAUUUUGGUGGCUUUCAGAAAGGCCAGGCAGAACCCAAGGUCAAGAGGGCCAUCCCUAAGCCUCCACGCCAGGCCCUGAAUCGGAAAAAGGGCAGCCCUGGCCUGGCCUCUGGCUCUGUCAGCCAGAGCCCCAACUCAGCCCCAAAAGCUGGGCUUCCUGGGGCCACAGGGCCUAUGGCAGUCAGACCAGAGGAAGUGGCCCGGGGGCUGGGGGCAGGCACGGAGAGUUCAGGGAGGGCCCAGGAGCCAGUCUCUGGGGCUGGCUUCCCGAAACAGGAUCCUCAGAAGCAGGCUGAAGAGGAAAGGCAGGAGGAACCUGAGUAUGAGAAUGUUGUACCCAUCUCCAGGCCACCAGAACCCUGAUGACCUUGAAUUUGGGGAGUGAGGAGACUGGAUGGGAUCAGAGCUUCCAUGGACUGGACUGUGCUGUGUGCUGGAAAAUGAUCCCAGGGCCCGGACAGACAGACCAGAGCCUCUGCCCCUCCACAGGGAAAAGGCAAGGCUUCCGGCCCAGGUGGCCCAGGUCCCUGGUGGUGCUCCCAGAGGGGGCCUGGAAGGCCUGGGCAGAGACCCUGCAGGAUGGGGUCAGGAAGGGUUAACUGCAGUGACUUCUCCUGUGCUGUCCUGGACCCUGUGUGCCUCGUAAGGGCUAUUCUUUCUUUCAUGUGCAAAACAUUUUUCUGAAAUGACAACCUACACGUUUGCUGAUAAAAGAUUGGCUAAACAAAUA